This is a messenger RNA of Cavenderia fasciculata, 1416 nucleotides long. It is a transcript of the gene mcfV, whose product is annotated as mitochondrial substrate carrier family protein. The record is from RefSeq and is a predicted model, not a curated record. Gene Ontology annotation, biological process: transmembrane transport. NCBI's taxonomy places the organism in Eukaryota, Evosea, Eumycetozoa, Acytosteliales, Cavenderiaceae. The transcript is spliced from 3 exons. Bases 1 to 1416 code for a protein of 471 amino acids.
AUGAACCACCAACAAGAAAAUAUCCCCAAUAAUACUAUUUCACACACAAACUACAACAACAAAAAAGAGAAACUAAAAUCUUUUCUUCUAGACUAUUCAAAUAAUCAACUACCACAACUUUCACCAUCAUCAUCAUUUCUUUUAAAGAGUAAUAAUAACAAUAUUAUUAAUUCUUUUUCCUCCUCCUUUGCUGAUACUUUGCAAUUCCAACAACACCAACUACAAGAACAUCAAAAUAAUCAUAAUCACAAUCAUUAUCAUUCUGAAUCUAAAAAUUAUAAUGUCAGUGAUAUUAUCCAACAAGAAGAAAAGAAGAAUCAGACACAAUCAUCAUCAUCAUCUCUUAUUGUUGAACAUAAUAAAAUGUCCAAUCCUCUAUUAUCUUUUGAUAACUUGAAUUCAUUAAUAUCAGGAUCGGUUGCAGGAGCCUUAUCUAGAACAUCUACUGCAGGAUUUGAAAGAUUAACAAUUAUACAACAAGUACAGGGUACUUGUAUCAACGCAAAAUACAAUGGAUGUUUUAAUGCAUUGAAAAACAUGGUAAAGAAUGAAGGAUUCCGGUCACUAUUCAAAGGCAAUGGAGCCAACAUUGUCAAGGUCUCUCCAAACAGUGGAAUUAGAUUCCUGACAUACGACUGCUGCAAAAACAUCUUUACUGGAAACGAUCCAUCAAGAAAACUAGGUCGUAUGGAAACUGUGGCAUCUGGUGCAAUGGCCGGAUUAACCUCUACCGUAUUCACGUACCCAAUCGAUCUCAUUAGAAUCAGACUCUCUCUACAAGGUUCUGGUAAUGAUUCAUUUAGUCUUGCCAACACUAGAUACUCUGGCAUUAGACAUGGACUCCAAACUAUACAUGCUGAAGAAGGUGUUAGAGGUUUAUAUAGAGGUUUGGGUACUGCUAUCAUGAGUGUAGCUCCAUGGGUAUCAUUAAGUUUUCUAAGUUAUGAAGGAUUUAAAUCAAUUGUAAAAAACAAUGAUAAUAUAAACUCUUUAAUAUACAACAACAACAAUAAUGUAAAUAAUAAUGUAAAUAAUAUAAAUAAUAAUAAUAAUAAUGUUAAUAAUAAUAGUAACCAAGAAAAAAGUAAAGGAAUGGUUGUGGAUUUGUUAUGUGGAGCAGCAUCAGGUGCCUUCACAAUGACGGUGUGUUAUCCACUUGAUGUACUUCGUCGUAGAAUGAUGGUACAAGGUAUUGGAGGUGAUAGAGUGAUCUACAAGAAUGGUCUCGAUGCUCUUCGAUCCAUCUACAAGACCGAGGGAAUCGCUGCAUUCUACAAGGGUAUCAAACCUGCCUAUCUAAAGGUUGUUCCAACCGUUGCUAUUUCAUUUGCAGCCUAUGAACUAUGUAAAGAACUAUUAGACACACAAUAUAGAAACACCAACGACGAUGAUGACUGUUGCCAACAACAACAUUAA